Messenger RNA from Trypanosoma conorhini, 2679 nucleotides. RefSeq lists its product as uncharacterized. Bases 1 to 2679 code for a protein of 892 amino acids. Lineage: Eukaryota; Euglenozoa; Kinetoplastea; Trypanosomatida; Trypanosomatidae. The transcript has a single exon. Gene Ontology annotation, molecular function: protein binding. The record is from RefSeq and is a predicted model, not a curated record.
AUGUUCUACUCUGGCUGGAAGUUUCCCACGCCGCAGCGCAUCGUUGCGGGCGACGGCCAGCAGGACGCAAACCACUUUAUCCAGGAGACGUGCAGCCCCGGCAUCUGCCUCAUCCACUUCCUCUCCAGCAGCACGCGGCUUGGCACGUCCGCGUCCGCCGCCAACAACCCCGCGCGCAGGGAGGGCAACGGGCGCAUUCACCUCAAAAGCGAUGUGCCGAUUCACCCGUACAGUGGCGUGUUUUACUUUGAGGUGGAGGUGCGGUCCAUUGCGGCGGAGGGCAGGAACGGCCGCGGCGCCGCCCCGAGCGCGACGGAGCCAGAACUCGUCAUUGGUAUCUGCCGCGAGUCCCUUCCGCAGCACGCACUGCCCGGCGAAGAGGCGUGGAGCGUUGGCCUCUUCACCGCCCAGCGCAUGGCGUACAUAAACGGCAAGAGCGAAGGUGAGGCGGUGCGCUUCCCCGUCGGCGCACGUCAGCGCAACAGCGGCGCGGACGAUCACCGUGCGCGGGGGAUGAAGGUUGGGGACACCGUUGGGUGCAUCGUCAACCUCAUGGACGGCACCGUGCGCUUUACCUUCAACGGUGAGCUCCUCGACGUCGUGGCCACACUGAGCCGCCGCAUGCCGCGACACGGCUACUACCCCGCCGUGGGCAUGUUUCGGCUGCUGCUCGCAGUUAGCCUGCGCGUCGUGUUUCCGCCGCUGGGCGGUGCCGCGCCUAUACCACGUCCCGCCAUGAGCGACAGGGCACCACCACCACCGCCGCCGCCGCCGCUGUCUGCAGCGGCAGCUAAUACGAAUACGAACCCUGCGGCAGUGACGGGGCAGGGGUCUGCCGCGGCUGCUUUCCUUCUUCGACAGGAAACGAGGACGACGGCGGCUGGGUAUUUUUCAUUUAACCUGGACAAGUACUGUGAGGGGAUUGCGGAGGAACUGGUUCGCCGGCACCAGCAAAAGACCGCGACAGAUAUACAGAACGAAGGCGAGGAGGGUGCCAGCUGCUCCUGUCGGGAUGCAAGUAUUAUGGCAGCCAUACGAAAACACUUGGCGGCACGGGGAAUGACGAAGUCCCUCUCUGCCUUUGAGAAGGAGCGAAAGGAGUUGCAUUGCGCCACCACCGCCACCUCCCCCUCCCCUCUUCAGGAAAGGGAGACGGUGCAGAGUACGGAGGAGGCGCAUGCCGUACGAGCGGAAGAAAACCCCAGGAAGGUUUCCAAAAACAGUAAUAUGCGUGGCAGUAACGUCAGUUCACGCACCCAGGCGAGCAGCAAAGUAGUGGACGAGGAAGGUCAAACCAUUGCCUACAGUCUGCACAUUCAGCAGCUGCGGGAGGACAUUGGCCGUGGGGACAUGAUCGCCAGCACGCAGCGCAUUCUCGCAAACGGCGUCAUCUCCCCCGCCACGCGCAACAAAAUUGCCGCCGUGGUGGAAGACGUCAACGUGUUAUCGAAUGAAUUUUGGGGCGUUAUCUUUUUCGCGCAGCGGCGGGACAUCCUCUUCCUGCUGCGGGUGGCACACCUGUUGGAGGCCACUCUGGACGCCAUGGAGGAGGGGCUCGCCGCGCUCCACUCGCGUCUCACGGGCCGGGAGGACCCAAACGGGGGUGCGACAGGCGACGACGCCGGCGCGGCCGCCGCGAAGACGCCUCUCACGACGGCGGAGCUCAUGAAGCUGGCGCUUCUCAUCCUCCUUGAGCCGUUUGAGGCGGUGUCGGCGGCCGCCAGGCAUCACCAGCGCGCCUCUGCCGCGGGGGUGCGAACAGGGGACGCGGCCGCCUUCGGCAUGCUUGACGAAACCUUCGCCAAGGGAGAGUCCCGGUGGGCAUGCGACGACCUCGCGGCCCACCUCUUCUUCACGGCGGACAAGGCACUCUGGUCUGGACCAGAGGCGCCGGUCACGCUGCUGGUGCGCCGCGGCGUGCCAAGCAUGCCACCACCGAAGCCGAAGCACCAGCGCCGCAUCGUGCAAAAGCUCUCCAUGCUGCUCUCGCACCAGCGUGCCGUGUGUGCCUGGGCGGAGGAGUCGUGUCACGCAGGUGCGUCUCAGGCGUGGGUAGAAAAAUGGUUGCUGCUCGUGCAAGACGCGAAGGUGCAGUACCGCGCCCGCUGUUGGUGCCUCCUCCUUCACGCCAUCGAGGACUUCAACGGUGCCGUGGAGUAUCGACUCCUCCUCUGGAUGCGCCGACACGAGGAGGAGAUGCGGGAGGCUGAGAAGGGAGGGGGAUUGGGCCAACGCGGCGCCACCGCGCGUCAACGCGAAGGUGCGCGGGGGCGCCUGUUCCCUUCGCUCCGGUCAGCAUGGCGUCACGUGCAUGCCGCAGCCGCGCUAGAGCCGCUGCUUAACAUCGUAACAAAAGCCUUUAGUGACAGACUGCAUCGCGCCGCCACAUCCGCGCACCUCGCCACAAUGGCGGCGCAGAACAGUGUAUCAUCUUCCUUUGACAAGGGCCCAAAGAGAAGCCUCUCCUUCCCAUGCGAUCUUAUGGAGAGUGAGGAAGACGCGGGGCGCUAUGAGGAUGGCCCGCAGCCAGGUGAACUCACAUCGGAGCUGGGGUGCACGCCCGUGUCAAACCGCGGCAACCGCAGCGCCAGCGCGCUGAGGAGGGUGUCGUGCUACAACGACGACGUCCGCCUGAGUUUCAUGUACAUGAAAAGUGUCUACAAAGAUGUUUUUGCGUAG